CGGACCAAAAGUGAAAUACACGGCUUCGACAAGACCGACAGACACCGGAGUAAUUUAAAUUGGAAGAUAUACUUCUUUUAACAAUGACGUCUUGGAUGGUCAGUGACACUUCGUCACCACCUCUGUCUUAGAGGCAAUCAGUAGCGUGUACGCAUUCAGAUAUCAGAAAGAGAAAUACAUAUUCUCAGCCGGGCUCACCUGUUAGUAGUACCUGACUCCAAACCACACCCCCCUCGGAGGGCAAGCGGACAGCUGCAUCCAUCAUGACCUGCCGUGACCGCACUCUAGAGUUUCAGUCUGCCUGCAAGAGUUUACAGGGAAGACAGAUACAGAAUGGUGGUCAGACCAGUAAACCUGACCUCAGUGCCCUUAAACAGCGCAGUGAUUUCACUGUCAUGGCAAAGAGAAUUGGGAAAGACUUGAGUAACACUUUUGCCAAAUUGGAAAAGCUCACAAUCUUGGCCAAAAGGAAAUCUCUGUUUGAUGACAAAGCUGUGGAGAUUGAGGAGCUUACCUACAUUAUAAAGCAGGAUAUCAACAGUCUGAACAAGCAGAUUGCACAGCUCCAGGAACUGCUCCGCUCCAGGAAAGGACAAAAUGGCCGCCACAUUCAGACACAUUCCAACACCAUUGUUGUCUCUCUUCAGUCAAAACUGGCAUCAAUGUCUAAUGACUUCAAAUCUGUAUUGGAAGUGAGAACAGAGAAUUUGAAGCAGCAGCGUAGCCGCAGGGAACAGUUCUCUCAGGCUCCAGUCUCUGCCUCUUCCCCUCUACUCGCUAAUAACUUCAGUAGUUCUGUGCUGAUGCAGGAUGAAUCAAGAAGUUUGGGGAGUGAUGUUGCCAUCGAUAUGGAAUCAAGAGCCAAUCCUCUUCAGCUCCAGCUCAUUGAUGAGCAGGACUCGUACAUCCAGAGCCGAGCAGACACCAUGCAGAACAUCGAGAGCACUAUAGUGGAGCUGGGCUCCAUCUUUCAGCAGCUUGCCCACAUGGUCAAAGAGCAAGAGGAGACUAUACAGAGGAUUGACGCUAACGUGGAGGACACACAGCUUAACGUGGAAAUGGCUCACACAGAAAUCCUCAAAUACUUCCAGUCGGUCUCCUCCAAUCGCUGGCUCAUGAUGAAAAUAUUCCUCGUCCUCAUCGUUUUCUUCAUUAUAUUUGUGGUCUUCCUCGCUUGAUACUAAGAAGACACACAAGAUUCGAAGAAAGAAGAGGAAUAAGAGAACUGGGGUACAAAAAAAAAG
Chanos chanos (milkfish) is the source of this 1244-nucleotide messenger RNA. RefSeq names its product syntaxin 5A (gene stx5a). The record is from RefSeq and is a predicted model, not a curated record. Gene Ontology annotation, cellular component: endomembrane system; Golgi membrane; SNARE complex. The transcript is spliced from 11 exons. Bases 264 to 1178 code for a protein of 304 amino acids. Lineage: Eukaryota; Metazoa; Chordata; Actinopteri; Gonorynchiformes; Chanidae. Gene Ontology annotation, molecular function: SNAP receptor activity; SNARE binding. Gene Ontology annotation, biological process: intracellular protein transport; vesicle fusion; endoplasmic reticulum to Golgi vesicle-mediated transport.